This is a messenger RNA of Prunus armeniaca (apricot), 744 nucleotides long. NCBI's taxonomy places the organism in Eukaryota, Viridiplantae, Streptophyta, Magnoliopsida, Rosales, Rosaceae. The record is from the annotation of a GenBank genome assembly.
AUGCGUGUCGGACCGGCAGCAGGAGACAAUCAAGAACUUGCUUCAUGUUCUUCUGGACUGACAGAGAGAUACAUGCCUUCCAUGGAGUUGGGCGCCUUGAGGGAUAUUCCUAAUAUAAAAAAGAAAGCUUCUCAGAAAUUGUUUAAGCAGCAGGUGCUUCAUCGAGGCAAACUUUUAUCAUCAUAUAAACACAUGGUCUCAGUUGUAAUUCACAUGGUUAACAUUAGUAGAUCCAUGAAAUGCUUUCUCAAAGGCGCAAGCAGUAGCCCACUUGUACACUUUUCUGGAUAUUCCGAAGAUAAGAAUGAUCCUGGGGAUGGUGGUGGAAUUCCAGUCUUUACAUUUUGGACGAUAUCUUGCUUCGAAGAAGUGGCAGAGGAGCUUGUCCAGAUGUUUAUAUUGGAGUUAAAUUUGAAGCGUUUGCUAGUGGUGGAGUUACUAUCCAUUAGUUGCAAAGUUCCACCUUUAAACAGUUUGCAUUGGUCAGACGAUCUUUAUCCGGGAGAAUUUAGUGAUUUGAGUAUAUGUAACUUAUACUCUGAGGAAACUUGUAAGCCAGUCUAUCCAAGAUUGGAUGAUCAGAAAUCUGAAAUGCCAGCUGCGCGAUUUAACAACCAGCAGCCAGAUCAUGAUGUUUUGCAGGUUUAUCUAACAACAUGGCUUGCAGAGGUGAACAUAGAUUCUGACAGGGUGGAUGAAAUAUUUGUGGAAGUUGGCGAUGAAAUGCAUGUUACGAUUUCAUGA